Messenger RNA from Sardina pilchardus (European sardine), 2747 nucleotides. RefSeq names its product tubulin tyrosine ligase-like family, member 12 (gene ttll12). Gene Ontology annotation, cellular component: cytoplasm. NCBI's taxonomy places the organism in Eukaryota, Metazoa, Chordata, Actinopteri, Clupeiformes, Clupeidae. The transcript has 14 exons. Gene Ontology annotation, biological process: protein modification process. Bases 51 to 1961 code for a protein of 636 amino acids. The record is from RefSeq and is a predicted model, not a curated record.
GGUUAUCUUUUCACGACAUUCACGUGUGGUGAUUUUUUGGAUGAAACCUCAUGGAUGUGACUGAGUCCAUCAUGUUGAAUGGCAAUGGUCACGAAGAUGAAGAAUUUAAACUCUUCCUCAGUGUGCAUACCCCUGCUUUAAAGGCGUCACAUAUUCCCCCGGUGUAUUGGAGAAAUCUGCACCUGAAACUUGCAAAUGAGGUAUUUGAUGCUGGGGAAGUCUUUGGCAUUAUGCAAGUGGAGGAGAAUGAGGAGCAGGAGGAGGAGGAGGAGGAAGAGAAUUCCGAAGUGGAGAGAAAGAAAUCCUAUCCGGAAAUAGUUUACAAAGUGAUCGUCACCAGUGAGAGUGGCCUGCAAUCUUCUGCCCCCACCAGUGUUUUCUUAGUGGACCAUGCGUGGACAUAUCGGGUGGAGACGGCCCGGCAGCAGCUGGAAGAGGCUCCUGGGCUGCUGGGACGCAUGGCCAGCUUAAUGGGCCUGGACUUCCACGGUGAGGCCCCUGACCCUGACACAGUGGACCAAGUGCUGGAAGACAUGUGGCGGUACAACCAGACAUAUCAUCUGUCUCAGGGGUCUGCGGAGGAGAAGGUGCCAGUGUGGUACAUCAUGGAUGAGUUUGGCUCUCGGGUGCAGCACUCCAACCAGCCCACGUGCUGUAUGGCACCCUUCUUCUAUGCCCCCCAGCAGAUAGCCUACACGGUGCUGUGGCCCAUACAGGACUUGGAGAAUGGAGAUGAAGUAACGCGGGACUACGCCUACGGAGAGACUAAUAACUUGGUCCGUGAAUGCCGGCUGUUGCCAUGGGUACCAUCAGAUCUGGAGGGUGUUAGCAGCUGCACCGCUGAACCCUCAGAUCUUUAUUUUGAGGCCCUUAUAGCAGGGAAUAAAGAAACACUUCCUUUACCUAUUGAGCCCUCCAGUGUGCCAGAGGAUAAAGUAUUGAAGGUCUACACAGAGAUGGCACAAGUCAGAGAUAAUCUCACACACCCACGAUUUCUGAUGGUUGAGACUGAAGAGGAGGCUGAUGUUCUCUGGAUGUACAACCAUUUCAGAGACUAUCGCAAGCUGAGUGAAGAGAGGCCUCGCGUCCUUUUAAACCAGUUCCCGUGUGAAGCGGUGGUCACCACGAAGGACUGCCUAGCAUCCGUGUCACGACGUGCACAGGGGGAUGAGGGAGCCCAAUGGAUCCCGAAGACCUUUAACCUUCAGACAGAAUUGCCUCAGUUUGUCAGUCACUACCAGCAGAGAAAGGAGAGAGGAGAGGAUAACCAUUGGAUAUGCAAGCCCUGGAAUCUGGCCCGUGGACUCGACACCCACAUAACCAACAACCUCAACUACAUCAUCAGACAGAGAGAGAGCACCCCUAAGGUGGUGUGUAAAUAUCUGGAGGAUCCUGUCUUGUUUGACAGAGAGGAUAUAGGAUUGGUCAAGAUGGACAUUCGCUACAUGGUGCUGCUGCGCUCGGUCAACCCCCUCCGUCUAUAUGCCUACAAAGUCUUCUGGCUCCGCUUUGCCAACAAACCAUUCUCCCUCGACACCUUUGAUGACUAUCAGAAGCACUUCACAGUUAUGAACUAUGCUGAGGGAGUUGUGCUAAAACAGGUUCAUUAUGAUGAGUUCAUUCCCAUGUUUGAAAAGCAGUACCCACAAUAUCCCUGGAAACAAGUUGAGGCAGAUAUUUUUGUGGCCUUUGGUGAGCUGUUCCAGGCUGCUAGCUCCCGACCUGCCCCUUAUGGCAUAGCCGACUACCCCUCAUCCAGAGCCAUCUAUGCCAUCGACCUGAUGCUGAAAUGGGACAAAACUGAGCAAGGUGAGCGUAUAAUGAGACCACAGAUUCUGGAGGUGAACUUUAACCCCGACUGUGAGCGCGCGUGCAAGUACCACCCACAGUUCUACAACCACAUGUUCCAGACACUCUUUCUGGACAACGCUGAGGAUUGUCCAGUCACUCAGAUCUUAUAACUACUUUUGUCCUUUUUGUUACUGUUGCUUACAACCCAUAUUUGUUUUUAUGAUAUCAGUUUUAUUAUUAUUGACAUAUUUCACUUGUUCCUGAAGUGAGAGCAACCCUAUACAAGAGGCUGAUUAAAAGUUAAUGCAAUUAUGGGCUGCACCCCAGGAAAGCCUCAGGGUGCCACAGCUAGAUUGGAAUGUGACAUUCUAUCUUCUUACGUUACAGAUUUGCAGGCAGAGGCCUUCUUCGUAUAGGCCCCCUGUGUGACGUUGUGUCUGCUUUGGUCUGAACUGGGAACACCUGUCACAUGACAGAUGUAAUUGAUGUCAUGUGACAGGUGUUUCCUAGUUCAGACCAAACCGGACACAACCAUAUGACCACAUACACCUGAUGCGAUACACCUUUACAUCAGAUAGAUCCACAGAGCAACUAGACUUGGAUCUUCGUGAAUACCUGAGUCGGUUCUCUUCCUUGAGCUAUAUGCUAAAUUGUACUAGUGUGGGACACCUAAGCUCCAGUGGGUGUUGCUCUUCCCCAAACUAAUGAAUGUGAGUGAAACUAUGGGAAAGCCAAAUCUGUAGGGUCCUGUGAUCAAAGCUGGAUGUGGAUUUAAUGUCUUGCCUUCACAUUGCAGCCCAAUAUAGCCUACCACAUAAAUCCAAAUAGCAAAAAAAUGUCCCACAUUAGGGCAAUCCACCUAUUUAUUAACCUCUGCAGUCCACUGUGGAAACAUUUUCUGCCAUUUCCUUUGUAUCUGCUAUUUUACCGUCUACAAUAAAUCAUUUCAUUUGUGA